This is a messenger RNA of Epinephelus lanceolatus (giant grouper), 463 nucleotides long. The record is from RefSeq and is a predicted model, not a curated record. NCBI's taxonomy places the organism in Eukaryota, Metazoa, Chordata, Actinopteri, Perciformes, Serranidae.
GAUUGGUGAAUAGUGUUGAGAGAGAGGGGGUCAGACAUCAGCCGCCACCAUGAGUACGGACGCAGAGAUGGCCAUCUAUGGCAAGGCUGCCAUUUACCUCCGGAAGCCAGAAAAGGAGAGAAUUGAGGCUCAGAGCAAACCUUUUGAUGCCAAGAGUGCCUGCUACGUGGCCGAUGCCAAGGAGCUGUACCUGAAGGCAACAAUCAUCAAGAAAGAUGGUGGCAAAGUCACCGUCAAGGUCCUGGACACUCAGGAGAGGACAGUCAAAGAAGAUGACGUCUCUCCAAUGAACCCUCCCAAGUAUGACAAGAUUGAGGACAUGGCCAUGAUGACCCAUCUCAAUGAAGCCUCUGUGCUGUAUAACCUCAAAGAGCGUUAUGCAGCAUGGAUGAUCUACACCUACUCUGGGUUGUUCUGUGCCACUGUGAACCCCUACAAGUGGCUCCCAGUGUACGAUGCUUGA